Messenger RNA from Drosophila ananassae, 1324 nucleotides. It is a transcript of the gene Gr77a, whose product is annotated as putative gustatory receptor 77a. Bases 1 to 1290 code for a protein of 429 amino acids. The record is from RefSeq and is a predicted model, not a curated record. Gene Ontology annotation, cellular component: neuronal cell body; axon; membrane. The transcript has 2 exons. Gene Ontology annotation, biological process: sensory perception of taste. NCBI's taxonomy places the organism in Eukaryota, Metazoa, Arthropoda, Insecta, Diptera, Drosophilidae.
AUGUCAGUGACGCGGGUCCUGUCGCUUGUGGCCAUGUCGGUCCUGUCCCUUUUGCACGGUCUCACCAGAGUACUGGGCCUGUUGGCCGUCCAGAAGCCGUCUUCGUGUAUUGCAAACCGACGUGUGAGAAUGAAAAGUGGCUACUGGCGCCUCCACGGCUGGCUGAUGCUGAUCUUUGUGGGCGUCUACUCCCCCUUUGCCUUCUGGAGCAUCUACAAUCGCAUGGCCUUCCUCCGGCAGAACAAAAUGCUCUUCCUGGUUAGCCUGAAUCGGUUUGCCGGGCUUCUCCUCUGGGCCACCGUGUGUCUGUGGAUAAGCUGCUCGAAGCAGUCGAAGAUCAUAAAGUGUCUCAACGGACUGAUCAAGUGCCACAAGACGCUGCAAAGGAUGAUGUACACCCAGGAGCUGAAGGACUCCCUCAACUGCUUGGCCAACAUGAAUCACGUGACAAAGAUGGUACUCCUUAUAGUUUUCACCAUCAUGUCCGCGGCUCAGCCGAUGCAGAUCCUUAAAGAUGACCCGAUGGUGCGGGAAAAUUUCAUGUACGCCUUCAGUUUGGUUUUUACGUACUCCUGCCAGCUAAUCCUGCAGCUAUCACUGACCAUAUUUACGUUCAUUCUACUGUUUGUUGCCCAUCUGGUGCGGCACUCCAACCUGCUGCUGGCCAGGACCCUGUCGGAUGCGGGGGGCAUAUUGGAGAGCUCCCGGCGAGCACGACUCGGCCCGAAUCGCCAGAGGCUCUAUGCCGCACAGCAGCAGUGGCUGGCCUUCGAGCUGCUGAGGGUCCUGCACUUGCACCAGAAGCUAUUGAAGCUUCAUCAAUGCAUUUGCCGGCUCCACGGCGUUCAGGCGGUGUGUUUCGUGGUUUUCGUGCCCAUCGAGUGCAUGGUGCACUUGUUUUUCACGUAUUUCAUGAGAAACAGCAAGUUCAUACUGCGAAAGUAUGGAAAGCCAUUUCCAUUCAACUACUACGGCAUAUGCUUCCAGAUAGGACUCUUCAGCAACCUCCUGCUGGUGAUCCUGUGCACCCGCCUCUCGGAGAGGCAGUUCACCAGGACGAGGGAGCUCCUCAGAUCUGCCGUGUUCUGUUUUCCAUCGGAGUGUACCGAGAAGAAGUUGAUACAUACACUGCAUUAUUACGGACUGUUCCUGAAGAAUGCCGGCCAUAUAUUCACCGUCAGCGCCUGCGGCCUCUUCAAGCUGGACAAUGUCUUGCUCUUUUGCAUCGUGGGCGCCAUACUGAACUACCUGAUGAUACUGAUACAGUUUGAUAAGCUCAUAAACAAAUAGCUGACAAAAUGCCGGCCCAGACAAUGGCCGUAAA